Symbiodinium natans is the source of this 918-nucleotide messenger RNA. The record is from the annotation of a GenBank genome assembly. Lineage: Eukaryota; Dinophyceae; Suessiales; Symbiodiniaceae.
AUGGUGCUGCUGGAACGGAGCGGAAGCCAGCACAGCCGCGGAAGCGCCGCCAGUUUCAUGGCGAACGGGGCCAAACCUCCAGUCGGCUGCGCAUACCCUGAUCUCUGUAUUGAUGGUGAUCGUAAUUGCUUCCGAACACAUAUCCCUCUUCAGCACUCGCAGCAAGCAAAGCUGGCGGUUCUCAGCAGCCCCUUGUUUCAACUUCCUACGACUGACUGGGGCAAAGCGAAGCAGAAGUCGCAGCCGGCGGACAAGUCCCGCAGAAAGGCUGGCGACAUGCGUUGCGAACGAGAAACGCUGCUGCCAAGCGGUAGGGCGCCGGCGGCUGGACGCUCAGCUGCAAUGUCACGGAGGUGCGGAGUCCAAUGGAAACGCCGGUGCUCAGGUGUUCCGGGCCCGGAGGCUGUGGCUAACGGUGCCUGCUGCAGUGCUGAGAGAGAGGAGGCUGGCAAAGCACCAGCUGCGAAGUACGCUUUGGACUGCCUCAGGAUUAGGAUCUCAGUGCAGACCGCCUCUGCAAGCGCCCCUUUGACUCUCGGCCUGAAGCUCUGCCUUUCCCUCGCAGGCAUGAGUUCCUGGGACGGCUCUGGCGAGCUGCCCUUGCCGCACGCGCCUGCAUUGACCUGGCUUGCUCUGACAGCACAGAUGCGCGCGGCUCGCGCGGGAUGCCAGCCGUGGCAGGCAAAGACUUACCCUGCCCUCUGGCUAAGCGAUGCCAGGAACCCAAAGCUGCACCUUCAAUUUAUUGGGCAUCGUUUCAUCCUUGCCUGCAGCCUGGCGCGGCGAACGAGGCAGACUCGUCCAGGAGCCAAGGAGAAGCAGGUACCGGCUAUAGGAGCACGGCCUGCCGCCGCUGUUGCAACACGGGGAAGCCGAGCAGCGCGAACUGCACAGCACGUGGUCAAUGCCCGGCUGUGA